This is a messenger RNA of Elaeis guineensis (African oil palm), 2265 nucleotides long. Its product is annotated as subtilisin-like protease 4. Gene Ontology annotation, molecular function: serine-type endopeptidase activity. Gene Ontology annotation, biological process: proteolysis. Lineage: Eukaryota; Viridiplantae; Streptophyta; Magnoliopsida; Arecales; Arecaceae. The record is from RefSeq and is a predicted model, not a curated record.
AUGGAAAGCCACCAACACAUCCUGCUCCUCUUGGCCCAUCUACUCGUCUUCCUAUGCAAUUCCAAGCUUCUCACCAGUCAGCUUCUGCCAGUAAUAGAAGACCUUGCCAACAAAUCUCAAAUCUAUAUCAUUCAUGUGGAAAAGCCGGAGGGCUCGGUUUUUCUCGGUGAUGAAGAUCUCGAGAGCUGGCACAAGUCCUUCCUGCCCAACACCCCCCUGGACUCAGGCGAGCCACGACUGGUCUACUCCUACCGCCAUGCUAUCAGCGGGUUUGCCGCGAGACUGACUCCAGAGGAAGUGCGGGCCAUGGAAGCAAUGGACGGGUUCCUGGCGGCAACACCGGACGAGGAAUCUGAGCCCCAAACAACCUAUACGCCUCAGUUCUUGGGGCUAAGCCAGUGGACUAAUGGUACGUGGCACCAGACCAUGUAUGGAGAAGGAAUCAUUAUUGGGGUGGUCGACACUGGAUUGCACCCAAACCAUCCUUCCUUCGGGGACCACGGAAUGCCGCCUCCGCCGGUCAGGUGGAAGGGGAGUUGUAACUUCACCGGCUUCGGUUGCAACAACAAGAUCAUCGGCGCGGCCGCAUUUCGUGGCGGCAAACAGCCCUCCCAACCUCCUACCGACAACAAGGGGCAUGGAACUCAUGUCGCUAGCAUAGCCGGUGGAAAUUUUGCGAGCAAUGCAUCAGUUCUCGGCAGUGCCGGUGGCACGGCUUCCGGGAUGGCACCUAAAUCCCACCUGGCUAUAUAUAAGGCUUCAACCAACGCCGAUGUACUAGGAGCCAUAGACCAGGCCAUCGCGGAUGGAGUCGAUGUCCUUACACUAUCGAUCGGUCGAGCCACGAAGAAGAAAUUUUUUGAAAGCGAAGUGUCCAUCGGCUUGCACGCGGCGGUCGAGCAUGGAAUCCCUGCAAUUUGCGCCAUGGGCAACAGUGGCCCGGAUUGGCAGUCGCUCGAAUUUCAUGCCCCAUGGCUCAUUGGGGUCGGAGCGAGCGCCACGGAUCGAAGAAUCAUGGCCACUGUGAAGCUCGGAAAUGGAAUAGAAAUCGAGGGAGAGUCCGCCUUCCAACCGAGCACAUUCAACUCCUCCGUCCUACUGCCCCUCGUUUUCCCAGGGAUAAACGGUACAGACGAUGAUGAAGCGUGUCUCGACGAGUACACAUUGGACAAAUUAAAUGUAAGAGGAAAGAUUGUGUUAUGCAUGACUGGGGGAGAGAGCACUAAUGUUGCGAAAGGCAAGAGACUUUAUGAAGCCGGGGCAGCCGGAAUGAUCCUCGUCGGUCCCGUCUACCGAGGGAGAGACACCUUCGCUGAACCCCACGUACUUCCGGUAUCCUAUGUGAACUACGUCGAUGGUCAGAAGAUCCGCUGCUACGUCUAUUCGAUGAAAAAUUCGACCCCUACGGCGACAAUCAUAUUCCGCGGCACGCGGUUCGGUCAUCGACCGUCUCCACACCUCGCCGCCUUCUCGUCGAGAGGUCCGAGCAAGAUCAACGGUGGCAUCCUGAAGCCAGACAUUAUUGCACCUGGUGUGGACAUUCUAGGUGCAUGGCGUGACCCCCCCGGGUUCGGCAAUACUGCCCCAUUCGCCUUCAGCAGUGGCACCUCCAUGGCUGCACCUCAUAUCGCCGGAAUCGUAGCUCUCCUCAAGAACAAACACCCAGAUUGGUCUCCUGCCGCCAUUCAAUCCGCCAUAAUGACGUCGGCCACCAGUCUCGACCUCGAUGGGAACCCUAUCAUCGACGCCAGGACGAACGAACCAGCCGAUGUCUACGGCAUUGGUGCAGGGCAUGUGAGGCCGUGGGCGGCAAUGGAUCCGGGCCUCGUCUACGACCUCAAUACCACUCGUUACACCGACUACCUUUGUGGCCUCGGCUACACCGAUGAUGAAGUCAAACGCACUGUCCGUCGGACGGUCAACUGCUCCACCGUUCAGAAGAUUGCUGCAUCCGAUUUGAACUAUCCUUCCAUAGGAGUGUCGUUAAACUCUAGCAUAACUAGUGCCAACUUCACGAGGGUUGUUACGAACGUAGGCCAAGCCCGUUCGACCUACAACGCCAUAAUCACGGAGCCUAAAGGAGUGAGGGUAGACCUUUCGGAGUACCAGCUUAAGUUUUCCAGGCUCUGGCAGACGGUGACAUUCACAGUGAAACUUAGCUUGAAAAAUCCACGCCCAGGGAAAAUCAGGAACGCGGGGGGGAAGCUGGAGUGGGUUUCCAACAAGUACGUCGUGACGAGUCCGAUUGCUGUCGAUUUUACUUGA